GGUUGAUUCUCCUGAUCCCAGCCCCGGCAGGUAUAAGGCCACUUCCCCAGGCCAAGAGAGCCUAGAAGGAAACGAGACGGGCCACCAUGUCCUUUUGGAGCGGACAGCAAUACCAGAGCCCAGGGGGCUUUGAUCCCCAACUUCCUAGAACCCUGUUCUUGCUGCUGCUGUCUGUGGCCUCUGCCCGGGGUGUCACCCAAAACCCCAAAGACUGCGUGGCGUUCCAGUCAGAGAAAGGCAGUUCCAUCUCCUGCCACCCGCCUGCCGAACUCCCCAGCUCCCUCCCAGCAGACACCUUCCACCUGGUCCUGGAGCUCUUCAACCUGACCCAGCUGCCCCCUGACAUCCUAAAGGGAGCCUCUAAACUCCAAGAAUUGCACCUCUCCAGCAACCGGCUGGAGAGCCUCGCGGCCGAGUUCCUGCUUCCCGCGCCACAGUUGCGGGUGCUCGACCUAACCCGCAAUGCCCUGACCCGGCUGCCACCCGGGCUCUUCCAGGCCUCGGCCGCCCUGGAGACCGUGGUGCUGAAGGAAAACCAGUUGGAGGUCUUGGAAGCCUCGUGGCUGCACGGCCUCAAAGCGCUGGGGUUUCUGGACCUGUCCGGGAACCGCCUCCGGAAACUGCCGGCUGGGCUGCUGGCCAACUUCACUCUCCUGCGCACGCUUGACCUUGGGGGGAACCAGCUGGAGACCCUGCCGCCUGACCUUCUGAGGGGGCCGCUGCGUUUGCAACGGCUGCACCUGGAAGGCAACCGAUUGCAGGUGCUUGGAAAGGAACUGCUCGAGCCGCAGCCAGACCUGCGCUACCUUUUCCUGAACGACAACAAGCUGGCCAAGGUGGCGGCUGGCGCCUUCCGAGGCCUGCGGCAGCUGGACAUGCUGGACCUGUCCAAUAACUCGCUGGCCAGCGUGCCCGAGGGGCUCUGGGCACCCCUAGCGCAGCCCGGCCGGGACAUGCAGGACGGCUUUGACAUCUCCGGGAACCCCUGGAUCUGCGACCAGAAACUCAACGAUCUCUAUCGCUGGCUUGAGGCCACAAAAGACAAGAUGUUCUCGCAGAACGCCACGCGCUGCGCUGGACCCGAAGCCGUGAAGGGCCAGACGCUCCUGGCAGUGGCUGGGUCCCAGUGAGGCCCGGGGUUGGAAUCGGGGUGGGGGCCUGGCAGGACCCUGCACCCCACUUAGCAAAUAAUCCCACCUUCUGGUGAGACUCAACGCUUUCCAUGGCCCCGGCUCACGCCGUGGGCUUUCCGGACCUCCCUGCCUUUGCACGAGCUGUCCCCGCUUCCAAGAUUUGCCCAUAGCCCAGACCUCUUGGUCUCUGGGUCCCCCCGGCCCCCGUCCCUCCCUCCGGACCAGCCCUGGACCCCCCCAGGGUUGUUUUUCUGUGGCCUCCCCGGUUUACGGGGCUCUCAGAGUGCAGCGUCUAUGAUUCAGUCCCACUUAGCUUGGGGUUCGACCUGAGGGGUUUAAUAAAUAACUUGCAAACUGAACUA
Messenger RNA from Propithecus coquereli (Coquerel's sifaka), 1495 nucleotides. It is a transcript of the gene LRG1, whose product is annotated as leucine-rich alpha-2-glycoprotein 1. Gene Ontology annotation, molecular function: protein binding. The transcript is spliced from 2 exons. The record is from RefSeq and is a predicted model, not a curated record. The coding region runs from base 87 to 1130 and encodes 347 amino acids. NCBI's taxonomy places the organism in Eukaryota, Metazoa, Chordata, Mammalia, Primates, Indriidae.